Messenger RNA from Pelodiscus sinensis (Chinese soft-shelled turtle), 1081 nucleotides. RefSeq names its product carbonic anhydrase 8 (inactive) (gene CA8). The record is from RefSeq and is a predicted model, not a curated record. Lineage: Eukaryota; Metazoa; Chordata; Testudines; Trionychidae. Gene Ontology annotation, molecular function: carbonate dehydratase activity; zinc ion binding.
AGAGGGGGACCCCGGCACGCUCCGAAGGACACUGGAGGGCGGGAGACGCUGCCAAUGGCUGACAAGAGCUUCAUCGAGUUGCCCGAGUCCUCCCCGCAGAAGGAGGCGGCUUUGGAGUGGGGCUACGAGGAAGGAGUCGAGUGGGGGCUGAUAUUUCCUGAUGCUAACGGAGAAUACCAGUCUCCUAUUAAUUUAAAUUCAAGAGAAGCCAAAUAUGACCCCUCACUACUGGAAAUACGUUUAUCACCAAACUAUGUUGUUUGCCGUGACUGUGAAGUAAUUAAUGAUGGGCAUUCCAUUCAGAUCCUCCUCAAGUCAAAAUCAGUGUUAGUAGGUGGGCCAUUACCUCGGGGCCAUGAAUUUGAACUACAUGAUGUUCAGUUUCACUGGGGGAGAGAAAACCAGCGUGGUUCUGAACACACUGUUAAUUUUAAAGCUUUUCCCAUGGAGCUCCAUCUAAUCCACUGGAACUCUACCCUGUACAGCAGCAUUGAUGAGGCAGUGGGGAAGAAGCACGGGAUAGCUAUUAUUGCUCUGUUUGUGCAGAUAGGAAAGGAACAUUUAGGCCUAAAGGCCCUAACAGAAAUUCUCCAGGACAUCCAGUACAAGGGGAAGUCCAAAACAAUACCCUGUUUUAAUCCCAACUCUUUAUUACCAGAUCCUCUUCUACGUGAUUAUUGGGUAUAUGAGGGUUCCCUUACCAUUCCACCUUGCAGUGAAAGUGUUACCUGGAUAUUAUUUCGAUAUCCAUUGACUGUAUCCCAAAUGCAGAUAGAAGAGUUUCGAAGACUGAGGACACACGUAAAAGGUGCAGAACUUUUUGAAGGCUGUGAUGGAAUAUUAGGAGAUAACUUUAGACCAACUCAGCCACUUAGUGAUAGAAUCAUCAGGGCUGCAUUCCAGUAGCAGAAGAAAAAACAACAGUGGAAAAAAAAUCUUUAUUCAGGACUCCAGUCAUCAACGAGUUGUUUUAGUAUUACAGAGCUCUGCUCCUUGAGACUGAUAAAGAUGGAAGCAAAUGACUUCAUCUCAAGGACGGUUGUUUCAUUUGGAUUUCCUCUAUUAAAAUUGCAUUAAUUUA